Didymodactylos carnosus is the source of this 1539-nucleotide messenger RNA. Lineage: Eukaryota; Metazoa; Rotifera; Eurotatoria; Philodinida; Philodinidae. The record is from the annotation of a GenBank genome assembly.
AUGCCUACCGGCACGAUUCAGCCUUUGAUAAAACAACAACUUGAUAUAAAAUUCAUACAAUAUAAAGCAUAUGCACUUGCUAUGGGAAGAACAGGAGUUGGAAAAACGACGUUGGUUAAUGGACUUUGUGGAACAAAGCAUGAAGCAGGUUCAGGACACGGAAGUAAAACACGAAAUCUAUUUCGUAAUGAUACUAACAUUGGUGAAGGACAACUUGCUUUAAUUGACACACCUGGAACCGAUAGUACAACCGAAGCAUAUCGUCAUGCACAUUUGUUACGAACGGCUCUGAUAACAGGGAAUAUUAACACAAUUUUUAUUGUCAUUAAAUAUGAUAGUCGAUAUGAUAAAAUGGUGAUAAAUUAUCGCGAAGUUGAGAUUCCGGUUCGCAGAUAUCGUUAUAAAAUAGUAAUCAUAGUCUCAUACUGGGACAUUUCCGAAAGACCGAAACAAGAUUUUGAAGGAAUUUGCAAUGAAUUCAAAAAGAAUGGUAUAAACUGUAAUAUUAUUUUUUAUUCGAAUAAAAGUGCGCUUGAAACAAUGGUAAACUUGAUGUAUAGUUGUGUAUCUAACAUGGACGAAGAAAGAUUGGAAAUCAAUGAUAAUGACUUUUAUCUCAACUUCAACUUAAUGGAUAUCAAACUAGAAAUCGAAGAGUCUUCAAGGGAAUUUGCACGUGACGCACUAUCACUAUGCGAAGAAUUUAAACAAACUGCUAUGCGUGUUCAUCACGAAUCUGUUCCAGACGGUGAUGAAAUUUUGCAUAUGCUCAUCGUGGAAUUCGAACGUGAAAUGGAUCAGUUGUUAAAAAAAUUUACAGAUAAGCAUGGGAAUUCAAUGGCAACAACAGAUGACUACAUAUCUUAUAUAAAUAUGCAAAAGAAAACUGUUGAGUUCUGUGAUAUAUUCGUGAAAACGGUGAGACCUUUGAUGUCUUACAAUCUCUGUGAUAUUCAGGAUCCUAGAAAUUUGAUUAAACGAUGUCCAAACUGUAAUUUAAUUUGGUUCAAAGCAGAAGGUUGUGACGGAACAACAGACUGUGGUAACAAUAACUUUAGCAAUCGUUUUGAUGUUAGUAAAAGAUCUCACCACAAAUUUCAGCUGAAACGAAUCAAUGGAAAACUUCAAUGGGAAAAAUUAUCGAACGUGGUAGAACCAUCCAAAUAUUUCAUCGAAGCGCCUGAAAUGCGUGAAAUGCCAAAUGCAAGCGUGAAUGCGCCCCACGAUCAGCAAUUUUCCGACAACGAUAUGUCAAGCGCAGAAGGUCUUGUGUUCAACCACAUGAUGGAUGAGAACGAACUGCAGGUCGAAGUACCAAACGAUGGUAAUAACCUAGUCGAGACCAAAUCGCAUAGGAAACGGAUGGGUUGUGGAACUAGUUUCGUAUGGAAAAAUCUUCCAAAAAUAGAAGAUGAGCUGAUUUUACAGUUGCUUACAGUAAAAACCAUGGAACUCGCAAAACAAAAAAUAAGUGAAGAAUAUUUUACACAUAUGUGCACAAAUCGCAAUAAAAACAUUGACUCUAUUUUUCAUUCUUAA